GGACUGGGCCGGUAGUGGAACCCGGCGAGACGCACAGACCGUGCCGGAGCAGCCGCAACAGCGUGAGGGACGGGACAGACUGAACGACAGGUCGACUCAGCUGGACGGCGGUGGCGGAGCCGCUGGCGGUGGGAGCGGCGCUGGGACGGCGGUGGGACGGCGGUGGGACGGCGGUGGGACCAGCGGUGGGAGGCGGCCGGUAGCGCCGUGGGAGUCAGCCGGUGGGAGGCCCGCCGGCCGCCGCCGCGGGCGCGGCCCAGUUCGGCGAUGCGGAUCGUGGUGGACUGGUCGCAGGACGGAGCCGUCAGCCCGGCCUCGGCGCUGUCGGCCGGCAGCGAUCGGCGCCCCGGCCGGCCCUGGCUCAGCAAGGGCGCCAGCUGGCUGAGCUCCGUGACGCGCCGCAGCAGCGUGCGCCGCGCUCAGCAGCGGCUGCACGGCUGGCUCAGCAGCGAGAGUCUGCUCAGCAGCCACGAGCGCGGCCGGCCGGCCGCGGCUGCUGCCGAGGAGCUGCCGCGCGCCAGGGUGCCGCCCAACCGGCGGGCCAGCUUCGCCGAGUUCUACCCGGGUCAGCUGCAGCUGGGCCAGUCGCACAGCCUGCCGCGCGAGCCGGAGCCCCGCGCGCCGGGCCGCGCCGCGCUAGACCGGUUCGGCACGAUGAGAGGGGACGGUGGCGUUAGGGGUGUGACCUCCGACAGAGCCAGGUACCAGCCGCUGCCGCCGCCGGUGCUGUCCCCGCCGCAGCACCAGCACCUGCACCAGCACCUGCGUCAGCACCAGCACCACCAUCAGUCCCAGCCGCAGCGCCAGCACCAGCAGCGCCCGGCGCGCGGUCUGUAUCGCUCUGUCUCGAUCGCCGGCCAUCUGAGCGAGCUGAGCUCGGCCGCCGCGCCCGCCCCACACCGGCAGUUUGCGCGUAACUCUACCCUGCGUCGCUCCCGGAGCCGCGACGACCUGCUGUCCGCGCAGCCUUCGACCGGGCCCGAGCCGGGGAAGAUGGUGUACCACUACCCGCCGAACGGGCCCUACUGCAGCCCCGUGGUGCUGGUGUCGCGCACGGCAGCGGCCCCUCGGCCGGGCCCGCUGCGCCGCGCAGAGUCCCUCUCUCACGGCCUCAAGAGCCGCAGCCUGGGCACCUUACUGGAGGAGCGGCACGACCCGACGCCCAGUCCCAGCCCGCUGCCGCUGCCGGUGCUCGACCUGACCCAGGUGGCCGGUGGGGAGGUUCCUCCGCGGUCCGUCCAACGCAGGCCUGUCCCAGAGGAGCCACAGCCACCACCUCCGGGGGGCAACUACCACCCUGACGACCUCCUGCCGCCCCUGGCUGAAGAGAAUUCAAGCAAGGGCUCCUCAGAGGGGGAGCAAGAGCGGCGCAGCAGCUCGGGACGCGCCAGUCGUGAGCGGCGCAGGUCGCUCGGAGCCGAUCGGCCGUCGGCACGGCCUCACGUGGCCACCUUCUCCAGCCCGAGUCCGGAGAGUCCCGAGCGACCGAGCUGGACGCCGCCGCACAGCGUCAGCCCGCUGUACUCGACCCUGGAGGAGAGCGGCCGCCGCCGGGACCGGCUCGCAGACCUGCGCCUGCAGCGCGGCCGCGGCGCCUCCUACGGCGGCUACUCGGCGCACAGCGGACACCCGGGCCGCCGCGCCGGGCCCGCGGUGCGCAGCCAGAGUUUCCAGGUGCGCGCCCCGGUCGGCCCGCCCUCCGAGGACCGCGCCCACCCGCCGGGGUCCCCUGGCGACGCGCUGCCGCCGCAGCUCGACUACCCGCCGUUCGUGACGCCCGAGGGCGGCCUCUGGGAGGAGCGGCCGGCGCCGGGGCUCGGCCACCGCCCGCACGACGCCGAGCUGAUCCGAGCCGCCUACCGGGCGCGGUUCGAGCAGCGGCGCCGCUUCCCCAGCUACCUGCAGCCGGCCUUCGUGCCGCUGGAGGGAGUGGGCGCCGGCAGCUGGCACGAGCGGAACCCACUGCCGACAGCGGCGGCGCCGCGGCGCGCGGCCACUCUGCGGCGACCGGAGCCGCACUGCCCCUGCCACCUGAACCAGAGCGCUUCCGCUGCUGCCGAGCGGGCCUGGAGACGACGCUCCUACGCCGACCCUCGGUACAACUCCUACGCCGACCCCCGGUACAGCGCGUACGCUGACCCCCACUACAACUCCCUGCUCCUCCAGAACCAAGGAAACAUCAAUGGCGAAGUCACGACGAUCCCCGGAAGGAAUCCAAUCAACCAGGCGAGAGGACUGUCCAAGAAAAAUGGCAUCAUUGUCAACGAGCGGCUGCCGGUGCUGUCCGGGAAGCGACCGCAGCCGAACGGCUCCAGCCAAGGCUCGUCAGGCCGCGGUCUGCCCGUCAUCAGCGGUCUGAGUCCCUCUGAACAGGGACACGGCAGCCGAACGGACACCCACGGCCGGCCGCUGCCCCUCAGACCCUCCGAUGCGGUGCGGUACUACGCCUCUUACAUGUCCGAGUACGAGCUGACCGAGAUCGAGCAGUACGACGAGAUCUGGUUCCUCGGGCUGGACGCCAGCAAGGUGGCCGGCGACGAGGCGCUGCAGCAGAACGGCGGCUUCGACGACGAGCACGGCAGCUACGUCAAGGUACCGCACGACCACAUCGCGUACCGGUACGAGAUCCUAGAGGUGAUCGGCCGGGGGAGCUUUGGACAGGUGAUCCGCGCGCUCGACCACAAGACCAACACGCAAGUCGCCAUCAAAAUCAUCAGGAACAAGAAGCGGUUCCAUCAGCAGGCGCUGAUGGAGGUGAAAAUUCUGGACCACUUGCGGCGCAGGGACAAGGAGGGUGGCUACAACAUCAUACACAUGCUCGACUACUUCUACUUCCGCAACCACCUCUGCGUCACCUUCCAGCUGAUGGGGCUGAACCUAUUCGAGCUGAUCAAGAAGAACAACUACCAGGGCGUGUCCAUGUCGCUCAUCAAGAAGUUCGCCGCAUCCAUGGUCCAGUGUCUGCGACUGCUGUUCAGGGAGGGCAUCAUCCACUGCGACCUGAAGCCGGAGAACGUGCUUCUCAAGUCGCGGAGCUCCUCCAGCAUCAAGAUAAUCGACUUUGGCAGCUCGUGCUACACCCACCAGCGCGUGUACACGUACAUCCAGUCGCGCUUCUACCGCUCGCCCGAGGUCAUACUGGGUCUGCAGUACGGCACGCCUAUCGACAUGUGGAGCCUCGGCUGCAUUCUGGCGGAGCUUCACACGGGCUUUCCGCUGUUCCCCGGUGAGAACGAGGUGGAGCAGCUGGCCUGCAUCAUGGAGGUGCUCGACCUGCCGCCCGAGGAGCUCAUCGUGCACGCCACGCGCCGGCGCCUCUUCUUUGACUCGCGAGGCAACCCGCGCACAAUCACCAACACCAAGGGCCGACGGCGGCGACCCGGCAAUCGCCCGCUGCCCUCCGCCCUCAAGACCAGCGACGCCAUGUUCGUCGACUUCAUAGGAAAGUGUCUCACGUGGGACCCGUCCCAGCGACUGACCCCGGAGGAGGCUGCCCGUCACCCGUUCCUGGGCGGUCGGGUCAGCUCCCUGCCGCCGCCGCCGCCGGCCGUCCCUGCGCCUGCCGCCGCCGAGGAGCCUGCCUACAGCAUCUACAAGAUCUACCGCGGCCGGCGGCCGGUGCGAGACGUGGCCGCCGCGCCGGUGGCGGAGGUGGCGGCCGGCCCGCCCGCCCCGGUCCCGGCCGUCAGUCGCCAGGAGAGCAGCGUGGCGCAGGAGCAGGGCGACGGCAGUGAGGCGGCCUCGGUCCCUAGCGCCCCGCCGGUCGGCAGCACCCCGGCCCAGGAGCCGUCGGCGCCGACAGGGGCCAGCGAGCAGCCGACGGCGGCGCCGACGCGGCCCUCGACGGAGGCGACGAGCGAGGAGGGCGGCACCUUCCUGCCCCCGAUCCUGUAGGGCGGCCGGCGCGCUGCAGCGGACCGGGCCGGUGUGUUGUGACUCUGUCUCAGGGUGACGCCUCACCUCAGUGUGUCUGAUUUAGGUGGUGACCUCGCCGAGAAAGGUUCAACUGUUUGACGCCUGCGAUACGGACAUGGUGCGCUUUCUGACCCGUCGUUCACCCGCAAUGUUUGUUUGUAUGACGGUUUCCCAGUGAUAGCGCCUCUUUCUGAAGGUUACCGUUUCCCUGUGCGGACCGCGUUUUUAGUGUUUAGAUUUCCCGCUGUCUCACAAUCCCGAUUGUGGAGUAAAUCCCUGAGUACACCCUGCGAAAGGCCAGGGUUCUCAUUCUAGUGUGGCGACUCGCGUCCUCUCACCGUCAGCAGAAGCCUUGUACCGAACGUGAGGCUCUGGUCGCUGUUCAGCCGGUGAGCGGGCGGCAGGACGGUGUAUCGGUGAAGGUGUGGUACCGAGGCAGCGCUGGUAGUGGGACAGGGAUGGCCGAGUAUCGGACGGUCUGUGGUGAGACUCAGCUAGCGCGUCCCUUCCAUCUCCUUCCGUCCCGUCCUGUCCCUUAUCCAUACUGCCAUCCAUUCCACGGCGGCCAUUCCUGUCCCAUGCCCUAUCCCGCAUCGUCCCUAACCGUUCCGUUGCUCCUCAUUCUGUCCGCCAUCCUGGUCCCGUUCAUACCCAUCUCAUCCCGACCCUUCCCAGCCUACUCUGUUCCGCUCUGCCUCCUUUGGGUCGCACAUGUCGGCUCAUUUUCGGCUAGUACGGACGGAUGGGCGCUGUUGGAGUCCGUGUCUGAGUCAGUGUCGACCCGACUCCCCUGCCGGCUGGGACCGGAGCAGGAUAUGUCUGUAUGUGUUCUGUGACCGACGCUGUGCCUCCCACUGUGUCCUUUGGCCGAGUCUCCGGUGAGACGGGUCCGACCCUCACAGCCCAUACUGCGUACACACGAUGCUGCGCCGGUGCCGUGUCAUGCAAGGUCACAGCCCGACAUUGCGAAGGUGUGAUCAGUCGUCAGAAAAUAUUUUACGGCUUUUGAUACGGAAGUACCAUUAGUAGAAUGUGGUAGAGAAAAACAAAUAAUAGAAAUUUAGAUAUACCUAUGCUAAUAACAUUGAACCAAAGAACACACCAAAGUAUUUAGAGAGCGUGAAAGUGUGAACUGUGAUGUAUGCAUGAAUAGGACCGGAUAUGUGUACCUACUAUUGAGCAUGCGUGUGUUGUUCUGCGAGCGAGCGUUGGUGUCUUUGGUUCCAGGAAAGGAAUAUUUUCUCAGACAAUAAAUAAUGUGCAUAUGAA
Messenger RNA from Amphibalanus amphitrite, 5184 nucleotides. RefSeq lists its product as uncharacterized. The record is from RefSeq and is a predicted model, not a curated record. Bases 268 to 3894 code for a protein of 1208 amino acids. Lineage: Eukaryota; Metazoa; Arthropoda; Thecostraca; Balanomorpha; Balanidae. Gene Ontology annotation, cellular component: nucleus. Gene Ontology annotation, molecular function: ATP binding; protein serine/threonine kinase activity; protein serine/threonine/tyrosine kinase activity. The transcript has 12 exons. Gene Ontology annotation, biological process: peptidyl-serine phosphorylation; peptidyl-threonine phosphorylation.